AUGGCAACUUUUAGUGGUUUAGAAAUUGGUUUGGGGUUUGUAUGUGGGUGUGUUCUUUUGGGUUGUGCUGCAGAGGUUUAUUAUCUUUUAUGGUGGAAGAACAGAAGAAUUGAUAUUGAAACUGAAAACAAAAAGUCAUCUUUAUCUUCUUGUUCUUCCAAUUAUACCCCUACUCAUCUUUCUUGUUGGAAAAUACCAAAUUCUUCAAAACCCACAAAAACCCAUGAAAAUUAUCAAGAUUUAGAGAUGGGUAUUGUGCAAGAUCAGGUUUUUAAUGAUUCUGAAGAAGAAAGUUUGGAUCUUGAACUCAUGAGGUUGCAUAAUCUCCAUGGCCCACCAAGGUUCUUGACCACUAUUAAUGAAGAAACAAAAGAGGAUUUGGAGUCAGAAAGGAGUAGAAAAGGUUCAAGAACAAGAAGUUUGAGUGAUCUUCUUGUGCAGUUUGAUACCCCUCAAGCUUCACCACCAAUAAAGGGGUCACAAUUUCAAGAUUUUGAAAGUUUUCAGUUUAAUGGAUUGAACAUAAAUCCUUUGUUUGAAAGUGAUGUAAGAAGUUUGAAAUCUUCACCACCUCCAACAUUUAAGUUCUUGAGAGAUGCAGAGGAGAAGCUUUUGAGGAGAUUGAAGGAAUUAGAGGGUGCAAAAGUUGAGAUGACUCAACAAAAUCAUCAAACUGUUUCAAAGGUGAUUCCAUUGGCUUCUUCACCAUCAAAAUAG
This is a messenger RNA of Helianthus annuus (common sunflower), 717 nucleotides long. RefSeq lists its product as uncharacterized. Lineage: Eukaryota; Viridiplantae; Streptophyta; Magnoliopsida; Asterales; Asteraceae. Bases 1 to 717 code for a protein of 238 amino acids. The transcript has a single exon. The record is from RefSeq and is a predicted model, not a curated record.